Messenger RNA from Acipenser ruthenus (sterlet), 4089 nucleotides. Its product is annotated as coiled-coil domain-containing protein 158-like. The coding region runs from base 397 to 3801 and encodes 1134 amino acids. The transcript is spliced from 23 exons. The record is from RefSeq and is a predicted model, not a curated record. NCBI's taxonomy places the organism in Eukaryota, Metazoa, Chordata, Actinopteri, Acipenseriformes, Acipenseridae.
GCCGCAGGGCAGCUGCCUCUGUCCUCGGAUUGGAACAGAAGAAACUGUUGGAAAGCGGCGGCGCUGGCGCUAACAGUAACAGGUGCCUUUGUGACAACAUGAACUGAAAGAGAUGGCUGACAAACCGACACAAUGAAAUUCUAGAAUACAAAACGCAUAGCUGUUCUUACAACGAUGUUCGUUUUACAAAUUAUAUAUAUAUAUUCAGAACAAAAAACACACACGAAUCCCAAACUGGAGAGACAGCGGAACGAAUGGCUUACCCCUGUUGCCUUGGUAAUGAAGACUGUUCAGCAUUCCCGGUUGAGAUCAGGAGAGACGAUGUCGCUUUUUUAAACUGAAGAACUAGACUUUUUACACGUAUUUACUUCUUAUUUAUUCAGUUGUUGCCUACCUAUGAUGUCAUCGGAUUACCCACGUAAAAAUGACACUUCUAUUGUCACAAACAGCUUUAGUUUGUCAACCGGAUCUGGAAUGCAGGUUGGGGUGUCUGUGCUCGGAUCAUCUGUACACGAGACUCCAGCAAAAAGUUCUGCUACUGAAAGUAUUGGUUCCACUUCAACCGGUAACAAAAGUCUGGAUGAACUGAGACAGCAUCUGGAAAGACAGACCAGAGAGACACAGAGACUGCAGGAGGAGGUGGAACACGCAACGAAACUCACCAUGGAGAGAAUGGGCCGCUCGCUCGGAGGGACCUCUCAUGAGCAGCCAGUCAGCCUCAACUGUUCUGUGGAUAACUCUUUAAAUGCCCAGGACUUACUGACUUCCUGCCACAUACCUGUGUCAAAUCAUGAGCGACCCUACAGUAAAAACAGCAUGGCAUACAGGCCGGAGCCUGCAGCCACUGGGAGGAGCAUCUCCUUCCCUGGGAGGGAGCACCUGGAGCGGGCUCUUGAAGAGUACAGUCUGCAAGUCAAGGAGCUGCAAAGGAGGCUGAGUGAGGCCCAUGAACUCCAUGAGCAGCAGAAGUUUUACUUCCGCCAGUCCAGCAUCGAGCUGCAGACCAAACUGCGGGAGGUGCAGAUGGAGAGAGACUGCCAGGCUGAUAUCAGUGACACCAGAAAAAGGGAGUCAAAAGCCCAAGGUGACUUGAUCAGCAAGCUGCAAGUCACGUUAGAAGAGGCCACCAUCAGGGCGGAGCAGCAGCGGCAGAAGAGCGAGAUGCAGGAGAUGGUGCUGCAGGAGGUGCGCGCCUCGCUGCUCAGCUACCAGGAGCGCAGCAGUAGGAAAGUCUACGAGCAUGAGGACAUCGGCAGCCUGCCCUCCCACAACCUAGGUGCCGCUGUGGGAAAGGUGCUGCGCGACAUCGAAGCUGAGGUCUCCUGUCUCAAAGGGGAGCUCCUCCCGAUGGAAGACCAACGUGAUACUCUUAAACUGGAAUCUCAAACCAAAGGAGAUAUUAUUAUCAAACAGCACCAGGAACGGGUGGAGGAGCUCAUUCUUAGUCAUGAACAGGAGGUGGCAGCAUUGACUGAAAAACUGAACAAAUCUCACAUCAAUGCAGUCAGCAUCCAGAAACAGAUGACUAUCGUACAAGAUCAGGCAGCAAAUCAAAACGUGAUGUACUUGCGUCAGCUCACUGAGCUGGAGUCCACCGUCUCCCAACUGCGCUCUGAAUUACGAGAAGCCAAGAGAAUGUACGAGGACAAGAUGGAGGAUCUGGAGAAGAAGCUGAUCCUGGCUUACUCUGAGGUGGAGAGUGCUCAGAGCGAGCGGGAUGAGUACAGCCGGGAUUCCGGGGAUCUGGACACACAGCUCCACCAGCUGAUGACUGAUCUGCGUAAGACCCGAGAAGAGCUGAACAUGGAGAAGGAGCAGAACAAGCGUCUGUGGGAGCGAGAAUCUGGAAACAGCAUCACCAUUGAUAACCUGAGGAGGGAGCUGGAUGGCAGGAGCAUGGAGACGCAGCGAAUGGAAACCCUGAUUAAAAGCACGAAAGAGGAGUGCCGCGUCCUGAUAGACCGCCAGUUAGCGGCAGAGCAAGAUAAGAACGAGGUGCUGGAGAAAGCGUCCUCUCUAAAGAGCCAGCUGAAUGCCACCAAAGAGCAGCUCCAAAAAAUCACAGAGAGCCACAGGGUGUCCCAGGAGAAGGUGAGGCAGCUAGAGACCACCCUGGUGCAGACGGAGCGGGCCCUGGAGGAAAACCACAAGGAGAGGAGGAACCUGCAGCUGAAGCUGGAGAAGAGGAGCCAGGAGGUACAGCUGAAGCAGACAGAGAUUGAACACUACCAGGAGAAUCUGGAGAAGGGGCUGUGCUCUCUGCAGACCAUGAAGGUGGAGGCGGAGACGCUGAAACUGAAGCUGAGUGAAAAGGAGAAGAUGGUGGAGCUGGUGCAACAGCAGAUGGACAAUGUGACGAAACUCGCCGGACAGCACAGCCGCAACGCAGAGCUUAUGCACAGCGAGAAGACACAGCUUCAGAACGAGCUGAGCGAACGCAAAAUAGACAUUCAGCGUUUAAAGGCUGCAGUGGAGAAGCAGGAGGAGAGAGUUGGGGAGCUGGUGACUAGGGACUCUGAGAAGGAGCAGCAUCUCAAAGCCUUCACCCUGGAGAAGGAGAAGCUCACAGCAAAGCUCGAGGUCCAGGGCAGACAGCUUGACAGACUCACAGAGCAGCAUGAAGCACUGAAGAAGAGUCAUCACAGCAAAAUGAAGGAGAUGGAUAACGCCACAGCCAGAUUGAAGUCGCAGCUGAUGACAGCCAACGCCGAGCUGGAGAAAACGAAGAGCACACUGAAGACGCUGGAGGGAGCCGAUGGCCAUGCGGUGAAAGUUGCCAUGGGAAUGCAGAAGCAGAUCACAGCCAAGCGUGGGCAGAUUGAUGCUCUGCAGAGCAGGAUCCACUUUCUGGAGGAGACUGUCGAAAACAUUGCCAAGGAGAAACGUUUCAUGAAAUCUGAAAUCAACAGAUUGAACCUGGAGCUAACUAGUGUAUCAGCAGAGAAGAAAAAGUUGACGACAGAGGUAGAAGCCAUCCAGUCCUUGGAGAAACAUCUAAAGGAAAAAGUAAUCAGACUGGAGGAUGCCCUCUCAAAGACGUGUGAUCGGUUUGCUGAAUGCCAAGUCGGAAUCCAGCAACAGGAGCAGGAAUGUAUGCGUCUGAAACUGCAGCAUGCUUUGGAUGUGAAGGAACUUCAGGGUCCAAAGUACAGAACAUCACAGCAUCCGUCUGCUUACACUGCCAACCUGCCGAGCUCCCAGCUCACCUCCAGAUACCUCUCUGCACCUAAAACCACAGCUCUGCAAGAAGACCCAGCGCACGAUAUAAAGAAGCUUCUGAAGGAGCUGAGGAGCAUGAUCCAGGAAGACCGCAACGCCUCGGCUCCUGCCAAGAACAGCACUGAUGUGGAAACUCCCGCGUCCCCAUGGGGAAGCAAGGAUGUAAUAGAUCCCCUAACCUUGCAUACUGUGGACCUUGAAGAUGAACUCAGUAUAAACACUCUGGGGCCUGAGGGAUAUGAACCCUCCUUUAUUUCUGUGGCCCCCCGGUUCACCUCCUCUCCCAGGAAGCAUUUUCCAGAGCCCAGGUCUCCAGUGCACUCCCUGCUCACUGCCCCGCUGAGCAGCAGACCCCAGCAGCCAGGACGUAGCGGAGGAGCUCCCAUGGAGGAAGGCAGCAUAGGACACCAGCAGGUAGAAAUGACUGGACAGGCCUGUGUGAAGCUGCAGGGCAGACUGGACAGCCUGCAGAACCUGGUUGAAGAUCUACAGAUUAAAAAUCAAGAAAUGUCCUCCAUGAUCCAAAAUCAAGAGAAAAGGAUCAAGAAAGUGAAGGACCGGGAGAAGCUGUCAACUAACUGAAGGGAAUUAAAUCAUUUUGAUGUUUCCAAUGUUUGCAAUUAUCAACUGUGGUAUCUUUUAAAAUCAUCUACCUAAUAAACCAGAUGAGUUCAAGUGCCUUAGAAAGAAAUAUAAAAGUGUUAUUUUUACAUAAAGAGUAGAACUAUUUAAGUUGUAUAAAUUUGCAAGAACUGGUUUUAUGUGGGGUUUUUAUAUAUAUAUAUAAAAAAAAAUAAUGACACACACACAAAAGCACACACACGUUUUGUAUUUUUUUAUCUUUAAUACAAUUUUACAAGUUAAACAAUA